Molecule: messenger RNA, 2357 nt
Organism: Alligator mississippiensis (American alligator)
Lineage: Eukaryota; Metazoa; Chordata; Crocodylia; Alligatoridae
Product: protein-glutamine gamma-glutamyltransferase 5
Biological process (GO): peptide cross-linking
Molecular function (GO): protein-glutamine gamma-glutamyltransferase activity
Source: RefSeq, a predicted model, not a curated record
AUGAGCACCAAGCACCCGGUGGUGCGGCGGGGGCAGCCUUUCACCAUCACCUUGCGCUUCCACGGCCGGGGCUACCAGCCCGGGGUAGACACCAUCCUGCUUAUCGUAGAGACAGGGCCAAAUGCUGAGAAAUCAUCGGGAACGCGAGCUGUAUUCCCUGUGACUAGAUCUGGCCCCACAAGCAGCUGGAGGGCAGUCUGCGCACACACCAGCCCCAGCUGCGUGGAAAUCACACUGUCUGCUCCAGCCAACGCAGUCAUCGGCCGCUACCUGCUGCAGGCUCGUGUUGACUCUGGCACGGGCCAGGCCACCUCCUACCGGCUCUGGGAAUUCACCCUGCUCAACGCAUGGUGCCCAGCUGACGACGUGUAUCUGGCAAGCGAGACAGCAAGGCAGGAGUAUGUAGUGAAUGACUAUGGCUUCAUAUACCAGGGAAACAAGAACUGGAUCCAUCCAUGUCCCUGGAACUACGGGCAGUUCGAGGAGGGCGUUGUGGACAUCUGCCUGAGGCUGCUGGACAGGAGCUUAAACUUCCAGCACGACCCUGUCAAGGACUGUUCCUUACGCAACAGCCCCGUCUACAUCAGCCGGGUGGUGAGCGCGAUGAUCAACAGCAAUGAUGACAGCGGGGUCCUGCUUGGGAACUGGAGCGAAGACUACUCUGGCGGCAUCUGCCCAUGCGAGUGGACCGGCAGCGUGGCCAUCCUGCGGCAGUGGGACGCCACAGGAGCCCAGCCGGUGAAAUACGGGCAGUGCUGGGUCUUCGCAGCGGCGAUGUGCACAGUGAUGAGAUGUCUGGGGGUCCCGACACGUGUUGUAACCAACUUUGAGUCAGGCCAUGAGAAAGAUGGAAACCUGGUCAUCGAUGAGUACUACAAUACCAUGGGCCACAUCCUUGCCACGGAGAGCAAGGACAGCAUCUGGAACUUCCACAUCUGGAACGAGUGCUGGAUGGCACGGAGGGACCUGCCCCCAGGCUACGCCGCGUGGCAGGUGCUGGACGCAACACCUCAGGAACUCUCACCAGGGCUCUACUGUUGUGGUCCUGCCCCAGUCAAAGCCAUCAAAGAAGGAGACUUGCACCUUUCCUAUGACACUCCCUUUGUGUUCUCAAUGGUGAAUGCGGACCGCGUUGUCUGGCUGAUCUAUGGUGCAAGGAAAGAGAAACUUCUCUGCGAUUCUCGCUGUGUUGGGAACCACAUCAGCACCAAGAGCAUUGGGAGAGAUGAGCGCAAGGACAUCACUGACAGCUACAAGUACAGGGAAGGCUCCCAGGAGGAAAGGCAGGUGUUUGCAAAGGCUCUUGCUAGGGCUCAGCACAGAAAGGCGCAAGGGCCCAGCACAGCAGAGCCCCAGGCUAGCAGGUUUCUGCCAGGACUGAGGGCCUCCCUGGACGUAUCCAGCCCAGCUGAGCGUCAUGGCCAGGAGGCUCCGAGCAAGGUGCACACCUGCCUGAGGUUGAAACUGGCCAAGUCCCCCGAGGUUGGCCAGGACCUCAGCCUGGUCCUGCUGGCUGAGAAUUUGGCUUUCGAGCACAAGGACUUGAAGCUGAGCAUCAGCACCGGGUCUGUGCUGCAUGACGGCACUCCCCUGCCUCCGUUCUGGCAGAACACCCUGUACAUCCCUUUCCGUCCCAAAGAAGAGAAGGUCAUCCCAUGGACAAUCUCCUACACCCAGUAUGGGAGACACCUGUCCCAAGACAGGCUGGUGCGAGUGAGCGUUGUUGGGGAGGAGAACUCCACCUGGGAAAAGCUGCUGGUGGAAAGGAUCAUCACCCUGGCUUACCCCGCUAUCCUCAUCAAUGUCUUGUCACCCAUAGUGGUGAACCGCCCGUUUGCCCUUGAGGUUGAGAUCACCAACCCCCUGCAUGAGCCAGCCAGGGACUGCGUCCUGACCAUGGAGGGCAGCGGCCUGCUCAAGGAGCAGCUCAGACUUGACAUAGGAGUCCUCAGAGCCCAGGAAAGGUCCAACAUCACUUUCCAAAUCAUCCCCUUCAAGACGGGCCAAAGGCAGCUGCAAGUCAACUUCAAGAGCAACAAGUUCAAGGACAUCAAAGGUCACACCACUCUCAUAGUAGCUCCAAAUACAAGAUUUUAAACACUGCAUGAUCACAGCCUUCUGCACACCCUGGGAAGAAGUUCACAAGGACAGAGCUCAGUUUCUGAAUGCAGAGAGAAACUGCUGUGGACGGCAGCUACUGGAGCACGAGGGGCACUGGUCCUGAACAGAGCCCCCUCAGCACCAGGCACAGCCCUGCCGGAGCCCAGGUCCUGUCCCACCCACCUGCCAGUGGGGCGGCACCCCAGGGAGAGCCGCUGUCUUCUCAGGUUAACAAUAAAACUGCAACUCUGUUAUUC